This is a messenger RNA of Dunckerocampus dactyliophorus (ringed pipefish), 1455 nucleotides long. RefSeq names its product cysteine-rich PDZ-binding protein (gene cript). Gene Ontology annotation, biological process: cytoplasmic microtubule organization. Bases 278 to 583 code for a protein of 101 amino acids. Gene Ontology annotation, molecular function: microtubule binding; PDZ domain binding. Lineage: Eukaryota; Metazoa; Chordata; Actinopteri; Syngnathiformes; Syngnathidae. The record is from RefSeq and is a predicted model, not a curated record. Gene Ontology annotation, cellular component: dendrite. The transcript has 5 exons.
UCCGAAGGCAAGACCGUCACAUCUCACAUAGCUCUCGCCGAGCCUGGAGGACUCUCAUAAAACCCCAGCUUUCGUCGACCGCAUAGGCUGGGUCCUUUGAAGGAUGCAGACCCGAAUUGGGACACAACUAAUGACACAAUCCGAUGAGUAGACGUCAUCAGGGAACCGGAAGUUUACAAACCAAAGCACUCAAGCUAGCGAAAAGAGAAGCCCUUCGCCAGUUGGUGAUAUAAUUCGCACAAUUUUAGGCAAAUACCACCGAAAAUAAGAAGGAAAGAUGGUCUGCGAGAAGUGUGAGAAGAAGCUUGGUAGAGUCAUCACUCCUGACACUUGGAAAGAUGGAGCACGGAACACGAUUGAGAGUGGCGGUCGCAAGCGGAAUGAAAACAAGUUGCUUACUUCCAAGAAAGCCAGGUUUGACCCUUACAGCAAGACGGGCUUUGCUACAUGCAGGAUCUGUAAGAGCUCUGUUCAUCAGUCUGGAUCUCAUUAUUGCCAAGGCUGCGCCUACAAGAAAGGAAUCUGCGCAAUGUGUGGCAAGAAAGUUCUGGAUACCACAAACUACAAGCAGACAUCAGUGUGACGAACACGCUGUGACAGGCGUAUGUUUGUCACCUGUUUUCCCAAUGUCAUGUGAUACAACCCUUUGAUACUUUGCUUUUUGUGACUGAGAGCGAGAGAAAGCAGGAUUGUAGUCUCGUGGUCUCAUUACAUUAUUGAAUGGAUCUAUUAGGAUGAAACUAACUACACCUCAUGUUUCUUUAGUUGAGCCUGUCCUGUUAUUUUUAUUCUUUCUGAUUUAAUGUGUAUAUCAAGUGGUUCUAUUUUUUGAGUAAACUGAAAUAGUCAGUCUAAAAAUGGAAGCCUUAUUUCAUUCAUGACAGAAACCCUGUUGAAUGCCCGAGUGAAAAUCUGCAAAGUCUGACGCCCCUUUGAGCAAUACAUGCAGUAUGGCAACUGUGUUACAUCAUAAAGCACCAAAGUAGACUGCAGUUGAAUAUUAUGAGUACCGUAUUUCCUCUAGUAGUGGUCCAGCGCCUGUCUGUAUUGUGUCUGUGUGUCAGGGCUACACAGUGGAGCAUGUCACUAGCAUAAGGGAGCACUCGUGUGUGUUUUUCAACCCUUUCAUUCGCAUUUUGCUCCUGAAAAAAGUCCAUACAAAGUGAAUUAAACUGGAGUCAAAUUUUCACUCAUCUAUAUAUAAAUGUACAAGUCUCCUACAGCUUUUCUUUGUUCACAUCGGUAACUCUCGCAUUGACGCAUGAUGACGUCCCAGCCGCACAAGAUGCUCGUGUAGCUAACUAGCUAUGGUCUCAGCUGGAUACUGGAGCGAUACAGGAAAGAUGACUGAGUGCUGUGCCACUCAUGCGCUAAAAAUACUUCUUUUUUUUUGUUUAUAUGCAUCGUAACUCUGCUCUGAAUUCCCGUGCGGUAUGCAUUAAAAGAUGCGAUGAA